Messenger RNA from Myodes glareolus (Bank vole), 2115 nucleotides. The record is from RefSeq and is a predicted model, not a curated record. NCBI's taxonomy places the organism in Eukaryota, Metazoa, Chordata, Mammalia, Rodentia, Cricetidae.
ACUGCCUCCUCUAGUCCCUCCCCUAGGCUGUCAGCUUCCCACUGAGUCGCCAAAUCCAGACCUCCUGUGGCUGCCGAGGCGGUAACAUUGGAGAACGUGCUGCAGAAGGAGCAGGAAGUGUUCCCAGACAGCUGGAAAUGACAAGGGUCUCCUGAGACCUCCCUUUCCACCACCUGCCCAUGAAGACCUGGCCGUCACCUGCUGUCCACACUCCCAGUAUGUUCGGCCUUCUGCUCCUGGCUGCCUCACUGAACGCUCAGAAUCAAAGCUGGGACACUGCUAACUGCACCGAGGGCGUCCUGUCUGUGCCUAGAGGCAGCCGCGCAGUGAUGACCUGUAACAUCUCCAAUAACUUCACUUACAUCACCAUCUGGCUGAACAACAAGAUCGUCUUCUAUAAGACGCCCCAAGGAUACUUCCGCUGGGAGGGGUGGGAGCUCCAAGUUCAAGGGGGCCAGGCACAGCUUGUGAUCAACGACACCCAGGAUGUCCACACAGGGCUGUACUCGUGGUACCUGCGUGGAUGCCAGGGAGAUUUCAGAAACGUCACCCUGAAUGUUUCAGACGCACUGAUUCAGCACAAGAGAGCUCCACUAGAGGCCGGGCCUGAGACCUUCACGGGAGUCCUGGUCCCUGUCUUCCUGAUCUUAGGAAUCGGCACACUAAUCUGCUGCAUGUACCACCGUUCCAAGAAGUCCCCAGGGAAAUGUACUUCAGUGACUGACUUGAGGAGGUUCUAAGUCUGUGGGCCAGCGGAAGCUGAAGGAGCUGCCUGCGAAGCUGAUUCCAGAGAGAGGCCACCAGGAUGGACUUGUCAUGUUCUUUGCCCUUGGCAGCCGCUACGACCCUCUGGAACCCAAACACCAUGGAGCCAUUAUCACAUGCUUGGCAGAGCAAAAGACUGUUCAUGUUUGCUGGGCACAGAAGAACUUUCCCAAGGGUGGAACCCUUGGUUUUAUGUAGAGGAGGGGACAGGAAGGGCCUUGGAAGCUGGAAAACAUUUGGGUAUCUUUCAGUCACAUGAACAAGAAUAUAGCUGUAGCACAAAUUCUAAUUACUAUUAAUAAUAAAAACCUGGAAUCAGAUCCUGGGUUAAAGCUGAAAGAUCAGAGAAGCAGAACAGCCAGCCACUAGAGAGUCCUUACCUCUACCAAUGACCAGACCAAAGGGGUGAUCAAAACCUCGAACUGCAUCCGUCUCUAUGAAGCCUUAGACUGUGUUCUCAGACAACCCUCAGACGGCAUCUGAGCUCCUGUCUCCUCCCACCUAUAUUCCUCUCUCUGCCCAGCCAUAUCCCUUCUGUCUCCAGCUCCCUGGUGCUGGGAUUAAAGAUGUGAGCAGCCACCACCUGGCUCCAUUUCUCUUUGAGACUAGAUCAAUUUGGUGUAGCCCACGGUGGCCUUGAACUAACAGAAAUCUGUCUGCCUCUGUUUCCCGAGUCCUGGGAUUAACGGCAUGUGCCACCAUUCCCUGGCCUCUAGUGGCUUAGUUCUGCACUCUGAUCUUCAGGCAAGCUUUAUUUGUUAAAACACAAACAAAGUAUCACUCCAUUCAGCCUCUGGACUACGGUCUUCAGUUGUCUGAUCAGCUCCUCAACUCUUCAAAAGUGAGAAUUUCUGAGCUGCGUAACCCUUGACCCUCAGCGUCCACACUCUCUUUCUCUUACAAAGGCCUGGGCUCCUUUUCUCCUGCUGGGCCCCUGAGGUCAAUGUCUCUUCACUACCCAAAGAUCUCCAGUGCAAGUCUAGAACUGCACCAAGAUUUGCUUCAAGUAGGAGGGGGCCACACACCUGCUUUCUGACUCACAAUAGUAACUGAUCUGGGAAACUCAACUGUCAAGUUCCAGGGGCCGACAGGAAGAUUAGAAGUCUGAGAUAAACUAUCACCCCACUCCUGCCCUGGGAAGGUAGAGUGCCCUCAGGAACAGGGUUCUAUGGAAGGGUGUAGGUUUUUUCUGGCAGGUAUCGCUCUCCUAGGGAAGGUGGCCAGCCCUGGAACUCCCCAGCCCCAACUCCUUGAUUCAUACCCAUGCCCCACUGUUGUUUUCUGGCAUUUGUCUUGGUUACAAUCCUGGUUUUCUUUAAACAUACAUUAAAAAGGGAAUUUUUUAUAGAA